This is a messenger RNA of Meloidogyne enterolobii, 417 nucleotides long. The record is from the annotation of a GenBank genome assembly. Lineage: Eukaryota; Metazoa; Nematoda; Chromadorea; Rhabditida; Meloidogynidae.
AUGAAUUUUCUGCCUCAACAAUUUUUUGUGAACAAUUUCCCGGUGGUAACCAAAAAUUUUUUAAUUUCAUUUUUUUCUUCUCAAUUUCCUUUUAAAGAUUCAAUUUGUCAACAAUUUAUGCCCAACAAUAAAAAUAUUAAUAAUAAAAGGAGAAAACAAAAUUGCAAUUAUCAGGAUUUGUGGCUAAUACCUGGAAAGGCAGAUGCCUCUUGCAGUAAAAAUUGUGUAAAGAUUAGACCUUCAAUAAUUAAAUUUCCUGGCUGUUUUACUGUUGAAAUUAGAAAUAUACAUAUUGUGGAUAAUAAUGGUUAAGAAUUAAAAUUUAAAAAAUUUCAAAAAAUUAAUCCCUCUUCAGGGGACCCUUUUACCGCAUUUUGGGGCUUCUUCCUCUUUUUAACCUUCUCACUCCAUUUUCUC